AAUCGAACGAAUUAUAAUCCAUCGUAUCGAUGAUUUCAGAAUUUCCUCUCGAAUUAUCGAAGAGCCCAGCAAAACGAUGAGCAAGCAAUUCACGAGGAGCGAAGUUGCCAAACUCAGCAAGGACAAGACAUUGAUAAUUCUACACGACAAAGUGUACGAUGUCACGAAUUUCCUAAACGAGCAUCCAGGCGGUGAAGAGGUUCUGUUGGACCAUUCGGGCAUCGAUGGUUCCGAGGACUUCGACGACGUUGGCCACUCCACAGACGCUUUUGACCUAAUGACGAAAUAUCAGGUCGGCGAAUUGGUCGAGUCAGAAAAGACGGGCAACCUGCCUAAGAAGACCUGGGGGAAGGAUCACUUCAAAUCUGGCAAAACGAAUCAAGGGGACAACCAGGGGAUGCCCACGACGAUGGUUGUGUCCAUUCUCGCGGUCCUAGCAGCGAUCGUAUACUUCGUGUACUUAUAAUUUCGUUUCAGAUUAAAUACGUUCGUUUUAUCGUUAAGAGAGUGUGAGAAGACAAAAGAUAAUCGAUGAUUUGCGAUGAUUAAAGUGUGAAUGAAAAUUAUCGCGACUUUUCUCGAUUCUUUCAAUAUCUCCUCGAAUUAUUACCUGUUUAAAUGGAGUAACGAAGCGAAGUCGAACUGAAAUUCUAUUGAAAUUCUAUUGACGUCUCUAACGGCUAGGCGUGGUUAACCGAUUCAUGUAACGAAUCAAAUUCUAUGCCAACGAUUUCGAAUUUUUAUUCGCAAAGAAUAGAAUAGAAAUAAAUACGCGAUAGACAGUUUUCUAACGUCUAAUCAACGAAACACGCAUUUUCCAAAGUUUUUUAAAUCGUUUCUCUGUUACCUUUUAACCCUACACAUGUUAAGCGAAUAAAUCUUUUUGUUUUUGUACACGAGUUUUCUAAUUGAUCGGUAUCCAAAGUUUUACCAAAACCGUCAACUUCUCUCGUUUAAUUCAAUCGGGUCGACCGUUUCCCCCCAUCGAAUCUCCUCCAGACUUCUCGUUUACAUAUCUCUUUUAUAAUAGGUCAACUAAUAGAGAACGGAAAGUUUAUCGUUCCAAAGAAA
Molecule: messenger RNA, 1071 nt
Organism: Apis florea (little honeybee)
Lineage: Eukaryota; Metazoa; Arthropoda; Insecta; Hymenoptera; Apidae
Product: cytochrome b5
Cellular component (GO): intracellular membrane-bounded organelle; membrane
Molecular function (GO): heme binding
Source: RefSeq, a predicted model, not a curated record